GCUGGGGGCGAGCCGCGCGCGGGGCCGCGCUUCCGGGUUCGGCGCGUCCGCAGCGGCAGCGCGCAGGGCAGGGCGCGAGCCGGCCUCGGAGCCCCGGCCUCGGACCGCCCCCUCCGCGCCCGGCACGCCCGGCGCCGCCUUUCGGCCCCCGUCCCCGGCCCGGCCUCCGCCAGUCUGCUUCGCGGCGCGGGCGGCCUCGGAGGCUCUCGGCGAGCGCGGCGCGGUAACAAGUGGGCAGGAUGCCGUACGAGAUCAAGAAGGUGUUCGCCAGCCUCCCCCAGGUGGAGAGGGGCGUCUCUAAAAUCAUCGGCGGCGACCCCAAGGGCAACAAUUUUCUUUACACCAAUGGGAAGUGCGUCAUUCUAAGAAACAUCGACAACCCAGCCGUUGCUGACAUCUACACGGAGCAUGCCCAUCAGGUGGUGGUGGCCAAGUACGCGCCCAGCGGGUUCUACAUCGCCUCUGGAGAUGUAUCUGGGAAGCUGAGGAUCUGGGAUACCACGCAGAAGGAGCACCUCUUAAAGUAUGAGUAUCAGCCUUUCGCUGGAAAGAUCAAGGACAUUGCUUGGACGGAAGACAGUAAGAGGAUCGCAGUGGUCGGGGAAGGAAGGGAGAAGUUUGGAGCCGUCUUCCUGUGGGACAGUGGCUCUUCCGUGGGCGAGAUCACGGGACACAACAAAGUCAUCAACAGCGUGGACAUCAAGCAGAGCAGACCGUACCGGCUGGCAACGGGCAGUGACGAUAACUGUGCCGCGUUCUUUGAGGGGCCACCGUUCAAGUUCAAGUUCACAAUCGGCGACCACAGCCGCUUCGUCAACUGUGUGCGAUUCUCUCCUGACGGGAACAGGUUUGCUACAGCCAGCGCGGAUGGCCAGAUCUACAUCUAUGACGGAAAGACGGGAGAGAAAGUGUGUGCCCUGGGAGGAAACAAGGCUCACGACGGAGGCAUUUACGCCAUCAGUUGGAGUCCUGACGGCACCCACUUGCUUUCUGCCUCCGGAGACAAAACCUCUAAGAUUUGGGACGUCAACGUGAACUCUGUCGUCAGCACGUUUACGAUGGGCUCCACCGUCCUGGACCAGCAGCUGGGCUGCUUGUGGCAGAAGGACCACCUGCUCAGCGUCUCCCUGUCCGGGUACAUCAAUUACCUGGACAGAAACAACCCCAGCAAGCCCCUGCGGGUCAUCAAGGGUCACAGCAAGUCGAUCCAGUGUCUGACGGUGCACAAAAACGGAGGCAAGUCCUACAUCUACUCCGGGAGCCACGAUGGACACAUUAAUUACUGGGAUUCAGAGACAGGGGAGAACGACUCCUUCGCCGGCAAGGGCCACACGAACCAGGUGUCCAGGAUGACCGUGGACGAGUCUGGGCAGCUGGUGAGCUGCAGCAUGGACGAUACGGUGCGGUACACCAACCUCACACUGAGGGACUACAGCGGGCAGGGGGUUGUGAAGCUGGACGUCCAACCCAAGUGCGUGGCUGUGGGCCCCGGAGGCUACACCGUGGUCGUGUGCAUCGGGCAGAUCGUCCUGCUCAAAGAUCAGAAGAAGUGCUUCAGCAUCGACGACCCUGGCUACGAGCCCGAAGUCGUGGCGGUGCACCCCAGCGGUGAGACGGUGGCUGUCGGGGGCGCGGAUGGGAAUGUCCGCUUGUACUCCAUCCUGGGCACCACGCUGAAGGACGAGGGCAAGCUCCUGGAGGCCAAGGGCCCUGUGACCGAUGUGGCAUACUCCCACGAUGGCGCCUUCCUCGCCGUGUGUGACGCCAGCAAAGUGGUCACGGUCUUCAGCGUCGCUGAUGGUUACUCGGAGAACAACGUCUUUUAUGGACACCAUGCAAAGAUCGUCUGCCUGGCCUGGUCCCCAGACAACGAACACUUUGCGUCCGGCGGCAUGGACAUGAUGGUAUACGUCUGGACCCUGAGUGAUCCCGAGACCAGGGUCAAGAUCCAAGAUGCGCACCGGCUCCACCACGUCAGCAGCCUGGCCUGGCUGGACGAGCGCACGCUGGUCACCACCUCCCACGACGCCUCUGUCAAAGAGUGGACAAUCACCUACUGAGGAGCCCCCUCCCGUGGACGGACCGAAUCAGGGACUAGCGCCUAACCGCAGCAGAACACGUCAUUUCUCUAAAUCUCUCUGUCGUGCGCCCCCCGCCCCCGCCCCGCUCCAGAGGGAGGGGCCUUAGCUCACGAGCACCCGCGUCUCGUCUCUGCAGGGUGUUCCUGUCUGUACACGUCCUUCUGAAAGCUUUAGACAGUGACCGUUUGCACAUGAAAAAUAAAGCAAGCACUUAAACAGCGUGUGGAGCGUAACUAAAACCCACCACCCAGCCCACCCCAGACCGAGUGCAGAACAUUCCAGAGGCAGAGCCUCGAAAGCACACAGACCCGCUCGCCCACCCCCCCCCCCGGCCCCGCCCCCGCGGCUCUUGCUCUCUGUCCGCCACCUGCAGAGCGCCCCCUGCCGGCGAGGAGAGGGCGCGCCCCAGGCAGCUCAGCGAAGCCGGCCUUGUGUGUAGAGCAGGUGCCGCUCGGAGCCGGGGGGGCGUGCUGUGUGGUGGCCUCCACAGCGGACCUUGUGUUCACUGUCCGUUUUUGUGCUUGAUUUUAAGAACGGAAUUGCGGGAUUUUUUUUUUUUUUAAGUGUAUCUUAACUGUUGCCUGUCCGUGUUUACGGGCUAGGGCGCUGAGGGCGCCGCCUCCGGGUUUCAGAGCCCUUGUUAGCCGGACCCAGGUGUCUCGGCCCCCGUUUGCUCUCCCGCUCUGAUGUGUUCCUGUCUUUCUUUCCCCCUUCUGCCCUCAAGAGCAAAGGUUAAUUUAAAGGCAGAGGUGAAGUCACUGUAAACUAACCUGUUAUGGUUUUCACCUUUUUUUUUUUUUCAGUGCAGAAAUUAAAAGUAAGUAUAAAGCACGGUGAUCUGUAGUUCUUUUGCGUGUGUCGGAAAUUGCUGGUAAAUGUCGGCCGAGAGCAAUCGCCCCCUUUGCACUUGUGAAAACACUUUGAGCGCUUUAAGAGAUAAGACCAAGAAGUGAUUAAAUGUCUUUCUCUUCACUGUG
Messenger RNA from Felis catus (domestic cat), 3058 nucleotides. RefSeq names its product WD repeat domain 1 (gene WDR1). The record is from RefSeq and is a predicted model, not a curated record. Gene Ontology annotation, molecular function: actin filament binding. Bases 240 to 2060 code for a protein of 606 amino acids. Gene Ontology annotation, biological process: sarcomere organization; actin filament depolymerization; positive regulation of actin filament depolymerization. Gene Ontology annotation, cellular component: cortical actin cytoskeleton. Lineage: Eukaryota; Metazoa; Chordata; Mammalia; Carnivora; Felidae. The transcript is spliced from 15 exons.